AUGCCUUUUGGGCAGCAGACUGCGAAGCAGAUCAUCGAACGAGUAGCCAACAAUGAGACAGGAAUGGAAACCCUGGAUCUCACGAAGAACGCUUCCUUUCAAAUGAAAGCGCUGGAGAACACGAGCAACCUGGCAGAGGCGCUAAAGAAGAACACAGUUAUCAGGACGCUGGUGUUGCGCGAGUGCGAGAUUUCCGAUGCUGGGGCAGAGGCUUUGGGCGCAGCACUGGCGGUGAACCAGGGCAUUGAAGAUCUCGAUUUGCAGCAAAAUCAUCUCAGCACAAGGGGGGCAAUCACUAUAUCCAAAGGCCUGGCGUCCAAUCAGGCGUUGAAAACGCUAAAUCUCAUGAAUCAAAAUCACAAGAUUAGCGAGGAGGCGCUUGAAAGCUUCAUCAACAUGUUUCAGACAAACCUGACGUUGACAAAGCUUAUGUGGAAAGUGGAUUCUCGCAGAACCUGGGAAGUGUCCAAGCUCAUCACCCGCAACGUGGAGAUCGGACGCCGCAAAGCUAACGGUGGCUCUUUUCAUGACCUCCUCCCUACCAAACUGCGGAGUCAGCAGGCGGAACCAGGAGAGAGAAAUCCUCCCGUGGAAGCUAAGUCUGCAUACCCAGACGCGGCAUCUGCGACCAAUGUGAGCCCGCCGGCUCCAAGCGAGGUGCAGGCGCAGGUUGAGCCUGUUGCAGAGACUGGCCAAGAUACAACAGAAAAAUCUCCUGGCGAAGACACUCCAGCCAAAGGUGGUCCGCAAGGCGCUGCACAGUCAGAGGACUGUGCCACAGCUGAGAGUCCACAGCCCAGUGGAGCGGCUGAUGGUGAAGAAGCCACGUAG
Molecule: messenger RNA, 831 nt
Organism: Symbiodinium pilosum
Lineage: Eukaryota; Dinophyceae; Suessiales; Symbiodiniaceae
Source: the annotation of a GenBank genome assembly